GUUACGAUAUGUAUAUAUUUAUACAAAACGUGCAUUCACAAGUAACAUCGUCGACUGAAGUUUCUCUUAUAUCUCGAUUUAAAUAUUGAAUUAUGCACAUUUAUAUUCAAGACGUAAUUGAAUUAUCAGGAUGCAUUCAACUUCUCUCGCUUAUAAAAAUUUUAAUUAUCUUUUCAUCUUUGCUUAAAAUCCUUUUAAAAGCUCAAAGGGGGAUUUAAAAUAAAAUUACGAAUAUCACGACAAAGCUUUCGCUUAAAAGCCAAGUGCAUGACAAGCCCCGCCCACAACCCACCCCGGAUGCUACUUUCGCAAAACCGGCCUCUCAUCUGCCAGCCAUUCAUUCCAAGAGGAGGAGUCAUCUUCAGCAUCUCCGGAGCGAUCCUCAUCCCUGCGUAACAGAGAUUUUCCUCUUGAUGCUCUCCGUUAGAAAUGCACGUGCCAACUUAGCAAUGUGUGUUGUUUUUCGUUCUUCUGAUUAAUAUUGUCUUGCUAAUCGUGCAAUUAUCUCUAUUAAGAAUCGUGCAAUUAUCUCUAUCAAAAUGAUUAAGAAAAGAUUAUGCGACUUUGAUCCUCGAUGUAGUUUUUCCGUCUUCUAAUUUACGUCAUCUGUAAUAUUUGUUAGUGUUGAAUGUCAAGAGCCUCUUUCACCAUAAAUAAUAACUCUACUACAAAUAAACCGGAAGUGCUUACAAAAUUAACUUGAUAUAUUUAUCACUAAUAGUAGGAAAGAUAUAGUCACUAAUAGCUAAUUAUAAGCAGCUUAGCUAUUGAAUUGUUUGAGAAUUAUACAUUUAAGGAUUAUAUAAAAUAUCUCGUGAUUCAUUUGCGAGAAUCCAUACUUGGUAAAAAGUUAAUAUUCGAACAUUUUCAAAAUGGAAUCUGCUGCUGGUUUUAGACCCAUCAUGAAUUCGAACUUCGGUUACGGUUUACCCAGUCACCUGUUUCCACCGCCACCCGCUCUGUCCAUGAGGGGUGACAGGUCCUGCUCCAUGCCCCCUCAAAUGAUGCCGGACUUCGGAGGACCUUUUCACCUGGGCAAUUACCAUGAAGUGUCAGCUAUACCUUGUCGGUCACCCUCUCCCACCUCAGGUAUGGGGGUGGUUGGUAACUCUCCAUCCUCACCUAGUGAUACGGGCAAUACGGAUGGUCAAGAUACGGCAGACGAACAUCCUCCAGCCAGCACGGAUGACGAAUGCUCGCCUAGAGACUCGAAUGGGCAUGGUGGAUCUCUGAAUCACGAUUCCAAAGACAACGGUGACUACAAUGGCAAUGGUCACAGUUCUCUCCUGGGUGGAAGCUCCAGUGGCAACAAAAAACAAUGCCGCCAUGCCAAAUCCGUCCGGCUGAGCAUCAACGCCCGGGAGCGGCGCCGAAUGCACGACUUGAAUGACGCCCUGGACGAGCUCCGGUCUGUCAUCCCCUACGCCCACUCACCCUCCGUCCGCAAAUUGAGCAAAAUAGCCACUCUUCUCCUUGCCAAGAACUACAUCCUGAUGCAGGCCAAUGCCCUGGAGGAAAUGCGGCGCAUCAUCUCCUUUAUGAACCAAGCAGGAGUGCCCCUGCCUCCGGCGGCCGCUGCUGCAGCCGCGGCCGCCGCCUCCUUGCCCGCCCUCACCGACCCGGGGGCGUACCCACCUCCAGCAUCAGCGGCGGGAAUGCCACCCGUCGGGGCGCCAGGCGUUCCUGCUUACGCCCUCACUUCAAGAUCGGCAGAAUCUUCAACUGUGGAGAAGGACGUUGGGCAGCCAGUUCUGUAUCCUGGAGCAUCCUGUAAUCAAUGCGACCGAGACAAACCUUGACUAUAAAGGCCCUAACUUUUAUUCAAUGGACAUUUUAACAGCCCUGUGCAGCUCAUUAUUGAAAUUAAUUAUGGCACUGCAUUACAAAUAAUUGAUUAAUGGCUAAAAUGUUUUGUUCAAAUAUAUAAAACUUGUUUUAAUUUUUUUUUUUUAAUUUACGGUUUUUAAAGAAAUGGUGCAUUGUGAAAUGUACAUAAGGUUGUAAAUGUAUAGAUCAUUUGGUAUAUUGUGAGUGAACUAAGCUAAAACACUAGUAUACUCUGUUACAAGUUAAGAAAAAACUAUUAUACCUAUGGGGAGAGCCUGUUUUCAUAUUAGUGCACGCCAAAUGGAUGCCAAGCACCCCACGCGAACAUAUAUCAACAUCGCCAACUCUUAAAACGAAGUUGCACAGCCUUCUUUAAGCUUGCUUUCUUAAAUCGUGUGAAAUAUGGAAAACAACACUUACUGAAUAAAAACUAUUGUUUUGUUUUCCAUAAAAUGAAAGAGUUGUAUUAUAUUUAAAUAAUACUUUCUGUUCGCAUGAAUAAAUUAAUAAAUAUUGUUUCAAGCAGACGAUUUUCUUCUACAGCGAAACAAAAGUGAAAAUACCCAUCUUGCAUUUUGAUUCGUUCAAAGCAAGUCAGCAUACGAAGCGUCAUUUUAAGUGACCCAAUCAAAUUCAAUGCUCUUGCAACGUCAUGCAGUUGUUUUUUUCUUCUUCCAAGAACGAAUAUUCUCCUUAUUUAUCGAAUUAUGAAUUCAAAUCUAGGAUUUUAAUAAGACUACAUAACUAUAACCUUUUUUUUAAAAAAUAAUUCUAUGAUAUCUAUCGUAAAAGAAAGCACGAAUUAAAUUUCUGU
Molecule: messenger RNA, 2641 nt
Organism: Parasteatoda tepidariorum (common house spider)
Lineage: Eukaryota; Metazoa; Arthropoda; Arachnida; Araneae; Theridiidae
Gene: Oli
Product: basic helix-loop-helix family member olig
Biological process (GO): axon development; positive regulation of transcription by RNA polymerase II; sensory organ development
Cellular component (GO): nucleus
Molecular function (GO): DNA-binding transcription factor activity, RNA polymerase II-specific; E-box binding; protein dimerization activity
Source: RefSeq, a predicted model, not a curated record